This is a messenger RNA of Nasonia vitripennis (jewel wasp), 4308 nucleotides long. RefSeq names its product serine/threonine-protein phosphatase 6 regulatory ankyrin repeat subunit A-like. Gene Ontology annotation, molecular function: protein binding. Lineage: Eukaryota; Metazoa; Arthropoda; Insecta; Hymenoptera; Pteromalidae. Gene Ontology annotation, cellular component: cytoplasm. The transcript is spliced from 3 exons. The record is from RefSeq and is a predicted model, not a curated record. The coding region runs from base 1919 to 3499 and encodes 526 amino acids.
UGAGGCCGCUGCUGCGCGCGGUGCCAGCAGAAAUUCGCCGACCUUGAGUUAUUCUCGGCUUAGUGGCAAAAUUUCACGCCAUGCGCGACCACCCCCGCGUUUUUGUGUGUAUGUGUGCUUUUGCCGAAGCUUUACGCGGUGACGGCGGCGGCGGGUCGUUAUUCUUCGUGAAGAAUAGCGUAUACGAGUGAUCGAAAUAUGUGUAUCGAGCUUGAUAUCAUUUCGGCUGAGUUAUGGCGGGAUGCAUAAAGUUUAUUGUGUUGGGAUAUAAAUGUAUUCAUGGCUUCUGCAGAUCGCUUCGAUACUCCUGGAAUGGCUUUACUCGCGUAUAUCCGUGUGUCAACGACUUUGCUGUGAUGUAUAGGUACUUACGCAAUUUUUAAAAUAAACAAACUCUGUCGCAAACAAUUUCGCUCCUUUAUAUAAAUUAAUAACAGCCGAUAACGUCACGCGCACUGCAAGUGACUGCAAAUUUUGAACCAAGCGGAAAAAUAAAAAGGACGCGAUUGGAUGUGAGCAGCCGGACGAUGAUUCAUACGCGAGAGCUGCGCGAAAAAAUCGGCAAAUAGCGCGGUCACACACGCUCGUAUCGCCUACUAUACCGAUUUAUAUACUAUACUAUACUCUCGGCUUUCACUCUCACCAUCGAUCACGGCCUUUUUUCGCGCAUCCAUAUUUUUUUCCUAGUUCAUCCGCACUCGACGCGCGAAUUCCGGCGGAUCUGCAGCAAUGGCUUUCGGAAUUAUCGAUAUCGCCGCGGGCUAAUUACUUUAUUGAACUCUGUGUGUAUGUAUAGCUCGACUCGCGCGCAACCUAGAUUUAUCGCGCUGCUUCUUCUCCUAUUUCGCGCUCGAUCGAGAUUAAUUACUUUAUUCAGACGAGUGACUACUAUACGAUAUUAUUUAUUGUGGCCGCCAUGGUUACAAGGUGAGAGAACGAUUAAUCAGAAGCGAAGCCGCAUGAGUGAUGUUUUUCGGUUGUAGUUUUACGCUGGUCUCAUCGGAUCGUCUCCUUUUAAUUUGUUGUAUAUAAAGGGAAACGGAAUUCCGGGGAUAUUGGUUGCGCGCGUUAAAAUUGCUUUCCGAUCGGUCGAUAAACAAUUUUCGAUUUGUUUUCGUAAUGACUGCAGGAAAGCUAUCUUUCGCUCUCUCUCCCUCUCGCGACCCGUUUCAGCCUUGCAGAAAGCACUUAUUUGCUCGAUAUUACAUUUUGAUUAUUGGAAAUCGAUUUUUACUCGAUCUCUGUACAAAGCGAGAGUGAACUAAAUAUGAAUACAGAUUCGGCCUUUCGAUUAUGAUUUUUAAAAAUCGCCAACGAUGAAUAUUUAAAUCGAGUACAGCGCAUAUUUUGCAUCGUUCUCCAAUCGAGUCCGACGAACAUUUUUCGGAUCCGGCUCGACAACUGCAGCUUAGGCCCUUCGCCGUAUACAGCCCUGCCCUAGUGCAAAAUCCCCGUCCCAUCCUCAAGACAAUUGGUGCAAUAAAAACGUCUCGGCGGCUCUGCGGGGAAUCGGCCGCUUACCUGUCUCUUAUACGAAGACCGUAAUGACCUCUAGACUAGACCGGACCGCUCAUGCGAAAAUCGCCUAGUCGAGACCGGAGCGCUCGGGCCGAAAAGAGGGCUGGGUCGAAGCUUUGGGUACGGUCAAGUUUUUGCCCGCUGUCUAUCUGGGACCCCUCCCAUCUAAGCUGCACUCAGGUAGUCGGUCAUAAACGCACAGUACGCAGGUAUAGUGUCGUACGUGCGUCAUGAGAAUUCGGCAACGCCGCAGUUGCUGAGGUACAGUAUAGGUAAGUGCUCCGCGUCUACGAUCGGAGAUCGUUAGUCUGCUCGAGUCCACCGAACCGGCAGGGUCUUCUUCCUAGUUGCACAGCAGCGGAUCGGAAAGUCGUCUUUCGAAUAAACACGAGGAAACAAGAUGCUUUCCAACUACAAAUACCAAUGCGUCGACAGCAGCGACUACAUGCUCUACCUCUUUGUGAAGGCGGGCGAAGUGAAGAGGGCGCGCAGCGUCCUCACUAAAAUCUGCAGGAGUCGAUCCCUCCCCAGCGGCCAAGUGAAGGAGCUUCUCCACGCUGCCGUGCAGACCAACGACAAGGCGAUGGUGCAGCUUAUCCUUGACCAAAGGCCGGUCCUCAGCAGAGAGUCUCCGAACGAGGAGUUCUCGGUCCUGUGGACAGCUGUGUUUUUCAACUACCAUAACUCGGCGGAGCUUCUCCUGCGUUCCGGCGCCGACAUCAACGAACGCAUCGGGCCUGGUACCCCGUACGAUAAGGAGUCGACGAUUCUCCACGUGCUCCUCCAGAAGAUCGCCUCCAACUUGAACAAGAAGCUCAUCAGACUGGUAGUCGAGCUCGGUGCCGACUUGGAAGCUCGAGACUCCAUGGGUCGAACUCCCCUGCACAUAGCAACGAUCAUGGGCUGUGUGCGCUUUGUCGACCUGUUUAUUCAACGUGGCGCCGACGUCAACGCCGUCGAUGACAGAAACGAGACGGCACUGUUCACCGCGGUGAAAAUGCGUAAAGCCGAGAAGCUCGUCUCGCUGCUGAUAAGCCACGGUAUAGACAUUAGCCUCAGCAAUAAGUACGGUAUGAACAUCUUGCACCACCUGGCUUGCGUAUCGACCGAGUUUGUAGAUAUAGCCAGGAGCCUGAUACAAAAGGGCGUUUCGCUUCAUCAGAGAGAGGCGCAGCAUCGGUACCAGCCCAUUCACACCGCCGCCAUGAAUGGAAAGAACGGGUUGAUCGAGCUCUACGUGGCUCACGGCGCCAACGUGAACGCGCAAGCUAAGAACGGAAAAUUUCCACUCUACCUCGCAACCAAAGCGGAGUUGCCCGAGACCGUAGAGUUAUUGUUGGAACUCGGCGCUAAAGUCGAGCUUCGGACCAGGUACGGCCGCACAGCGUUGCACAGCGCUUGCUACAAUCGUCAGGAGUCCUGCAUCAGGAUCCUCCUGUCAGCCGGCGCGGACAUUCUCGCCGAGGACGACGCGGGCUACUCGCCUUUCUCUCUUAUUGAUAAUCCAAACGUAACAUGUGGCUGCACCAGGCGAAUGGUCAAGGAAAUGGCUCUGAUAAAGACUCUCCGGCCGGGCGUCGAAGUGAAAGACGAGAAGUUAAUCCAGGAGAAGCAGAAGCUUUGGGAUUACUAUCAGGAGUGCCUCCGCGAAAUCGCCAGUAUGAAAGCAAGGAGAUUCAUCAGAACGUGCGCGUUCUUCGACAUGUUAACGAAGAAUCACCGGGCGAUCGGCUACCUAAUGCUUAAUCCCGAAUUCAAGCGGAAUUUCAGCAGGUACGAUCUUAACCACGAGUUCCCUAUAUACUCGGAACACUUGCUGAGGGCCUUCGGGCACGCGGAGUACUGUUACCAUAUAAUAAUUGAACAGGAGGAAUCAAUCGACGAGGCUGCUUUUGGACGUUUGCCUUACCCAAUCGUGAGGAGGCUCGCUCAUUAUGUGUGUCCGAGGCACAUUUUUAGGGACAUUGAAGAGGUUGAAUGAGCGUUUGGCGGAGUAUCGAGUGCGAAGCGCGUGUUAUUUUUAUUUUUUUUUUUAUAAGAAGAGAUUGUUAGAAAUUAAAAUAUAAUCAACCGGUGGCGAAGCAAAUAUGUACACUUGAUGACUAGUAUUGUUCGAUUAUUUUUGAUGAGAUUAGUUCUAGGAUAAUUUUUGAAAAACAGGAGCAAAUAUUUACCUUUAAUUAUCGCACACUAUGCAAGAAGGAUUUAGUGUCUCGCGUGUACUAGCAUAGUUUGAGCGAACUGCCGUUGACUGCAAAUAUUUUCGGAAAAUUCUCGCGUUAUUUUGUUAAACAACGUUACUCCGUUGCGCGCAGCUUCGAUUAUGUAUGCAGUAUAAUGUAGUUUCCUUGCAGAGCCCGCGAGAAAAUGAACUACACUUGUUGUUGCUUGCUGAAAGUUGCGAAACUACGUAGGAUCUCUACUGUUUACUUGUAUUCCCCUGAAGAGUUCAGCGAGUUUGUUUUUCCAUAGCUCGUCAUUGCGCAGAAGUGACUUUUUUUUGUAAGUGUAAAAACAUUAUAGAUACUCGAUUUUGUUUUGCAAGUCAAAUCGGCUCGCUGUUAUUACUGUAAAAACCGUUAUAUUAUUGUUUCGAUGUAUUGAGAAUAAGCGGUGGAAUAUAGAAAUCAAAUUAAAUUGAAUUACGUAUCAUUGACGUCGAUAAAACUUUGAAUAAACGCGAACAUCCCGCUAUGACUUGACUCAACUUAGAUUUAUUCAAACAGAACUCGCCGUGAGAAUGUAGAUCGCUUAUAAUGAGACAAAAAUAAAUAAACGUUCUCCUGUAUA